Iphiclides podalirius (scarce swallowtail) is the source of this 264-nucleotide messenger RNA. NCBI's taxonomy places the organism in Eukaryota, Metazoa, Arthropoda, Insecta, Lepidoptera, Papilionidae. The record is from the annotation of a GenBank genome assembly.
AUGAAACGCGGCGGCGCGGCGGGCCGCCCGGGCCAGUCAGCCUCGCGCCCCGCGCCGGCCGCCCGUGUGCCGAGCGUGGAGAGCCUCGCCCACCGAGCCCAGUGCCGUGCCUGUGUCGUGCCGCGCCGGAUCGCGCCUUGUCGCGCCGCGCCGCGUCGUGUCGCGCCGUGUCGCGAGAGCGGCGCGCUUCUCAACGCAGCCUCUGAACAUGCCACGGGCUACACUGUUGCGCGAAGCCAGGUUGGUCACCAGCACACCACGCUU